AUGAAUGUCAAUCAGAAAUCACAAGCAAAUACAUCUUCUACUCAUAAGAAUUCAUUCGCACACAACGAAAGUCUUCUUUUAUCUACAGUUCAAUCUAUGGAAAGUAUUUCUGAUAAAUCAUACAAAGCUUUACAAACGUUACGUAGUGCUCAAACUGGUGUUCGCUUAUCAAAUAAAACUUUUAUUGAUGCUGUCGAACAAUAUCUUAAACAUUUACGAAAUGAAACAAAUAAACAGAAUGCAAAUGGAAAUGAUUCUACAAAAGAUACGACCGAUAACAGCGAUAAGAUUUCGAUUGCUCCUUUUUCAAAAACUACAGGAACAUCUCUUGAACGAACAGUAGAAGAUAUGGUAACAUUUGAAUUUGUGGAAAAAGUGCGGAAAUCAUUUGCUGAAGCUGAUGCAGAUAGCACAGGCUAUUUGGAUGUUAGUGAAUUUACUGCAUUUAUGCGACGAACAUAUCCAGAUAUAACCGAUCGGCAAGCACGCAUUGUUUUCAUGAAAUUUCAAUUUUUCCCAGGCUUAUCACGAGCUGGCAAAGCUCUCGAUCAAAUUGAUUAUACAUAUGGACGAUAUAUAUCAAUAACACGUAAUGGUAUUGUAUCACAUUGGUCAAUGUCAUUAAAACUUAUUCGAGAAUCGAAAAUCCAAUCAAUCGAACAAAGAAAACAAAGUCUUCCAUUAUGGAUAACAUGUAGUUGUGUUCUGCCGGACAUGAACUAUUUUGCUAUCGCAACCACAGAACGUGAUCUUAUUUUUUACGAUAUCAAUUCGCAUACAUAUGCAGGCUCUAUUAUAAUCAAUUAUUUCCCGGCUAGUCUUACAACGAUUGAUUAUCGUAUGAAUAUAAAAAAUUCUUCUCAAUCAACAAUUUUUUGUGGCGACCUAUUAGGAAAUUUAUUUAUAUUUCAAGCUAAAGAUCAAUAUAGACCAAUGUUUCAUAUAUCCGAUUUAGCACAAAAUAAUAAUAACGAAACAGGAUCAAUGAGAAACUAUUCAUUUCCACGUAUUGUUAAUAAUGAAUAUUUAACGGUAUCAGUGACUUGUUUUUGUAAUUUACAUAAUGAUUGGAUUGUUCAAGUGAAAUGGAUUGAUGACCUCGAUUUAUUUGUUUCAUGUGCGUUAACAUCAAAACAAAGUUUAUAUAUCGGAGAUUUAAAUAAAAAAAUGGAAAAAUAUGCUGUAGCAAAGAAAGGUUUUGCUGCUUUUGAUUAUUGCAAGGCUCAUCGAACAAUAGUAACCGGUAGUUAUGAUGGUGUCAUUCGUUUUUGGGAUCCAUUUGUUACCGAACGAGCUACAGCUACAUUACGUGGACAUAAUUAUUCUGUCACUCAUUUAGUUGUUGACAAUCGAGAAAAUCAUAUAAUUAGUAUUGAUAAAGGCAAAAAUAUUAUUAUUUGGGAUGUUCACACAUUAAAAAUAAUUCAACGCAUGUCACAUACCAUUCUCGAUCUAUCUGAACAAGAUUUGACUGUAUGUUGUUUAAAUCCAACUCAACAACGUUUAAUUAUUGGCAAUAAAAAACUUAUAUCAUUAUCACAUAUCAAUGAAUCCUAUAUUCGUCAUGAACGAACAUCACAUCUGUAUCCUAUAACACAAAUUUUAUAUAAUCCAUUAUUCGAUGUUAUCAUAUCAUGUGAUGAAGGUUCAACUAUAAAUAUAUGGAAUAUUCUAACAGGUGAAAAAGUGAUGCAUAUACUAAACGCACAUGUUACAGAGAUCGAUGAAUAUAUUGAACAUGCUGUUGAAAUCACAGCUAUGUGUUUAGACGAAGCUAAACGUCGUUUAAUAACAGGUGCACAUGAUGGUUCACUUGCAUUGUGGAAUUUUAAUAAUGGUCAUAAUCUCUAUCGAGUUAAUUCAAAUUUAGCACACGCAAAAGAAAUUACAGCAUUACUACACGAAAAUGAACGUUUAUUUGUUGCUGGCUGGUCCAGACGAAUUCGAGUAUUUCAUUUGGGCAAAUCAGUUGUUCUUAGGCAAGUGGAUGAAUUUCGAUCAUUGCAUAACGAUGAUAUUCUAUCAAUGAGUAUGAUGAUGAAUAUUCUGGCUACUGCUAGCUAUGACGGUGAUAUUAUUUUAUGGACGAUUGAAACAGGAAUGCCAUUUAUGAAAUUAAAUUCAUUUGAAGAUGUUAAGCCAAAACUGAUAUCGCUUUCAUGGCUCUACAAACAGACGACCAAAGGUGCUAUUCAAGCUAUUUUGCCUAAAUACUUUUCGCGGCGAAGAAAGAAAAAUUUUAAAAGGCAUCCAAUAGAUAAUACAGAACGAAUUCGUCAAUCGUUAUUAAAUCGACUUCGAACAAAUUAUGAAACAUCUGUUGAAAGUGUUUUAAAACCCGAUUUUGACUAUCAAUUUAAUCAAUCAACAAUAUCAUCUGAUUAUCAUUUGGAUCAAUUACUUUUUCUGCAUCGACGUGAAGUAAAUCCUUCAUCAGCUACUCUUAUUACUGCGGGUAGCAUGGGCUGGAUUUGGUGGUGGUCUAUACAUGUAAUCGGACGUCUAAUUGCUGUUUUUAAUGGAGCAAGAAAAUCUCAAGGUUUGCCUAUAGGAUUUUGUUUUUCGCGUAAGAGAGAAUGUUCAUGUUUAGAGCAUGUUCUUGCAAUGUGUGUAAAUGAAAAAUGUAAUAUACUAUUUACAUCUGACACAGCUGGAUAUGUAGCCGUAUGGUUUAUUGGAGAUUAUGCUUGCAAAUUGCCGGAUUCAAAAGAAAAACAAAUGAAAUUAAACGAAGAAAAAAAUCAGAUAUUAACACAUUUUUCAUCUUGUUUACAUGCAAAUAGUGUUGCAAUACAAGAAAUGAAAAAUCAAGCUGAACAGAAAUUACGAGAUCACAUGGGAACACCAGCAAUAGGCAUCAAUCAAGAUCGAGCGACAUUCUUAAUGAAUACUGUUAUUUAUCCACAGUUAUUAGUUGCCUAUCGUGCACAUGUUCGACCGAUAACAUCGAUUGGCUAUGCAGAUGAUCGUGAAAUUGUCAUAACAAGUUCAAUCGAUUGUACCAUACGAUUAUUUACUCUGGCGGGACGGUACAUUGGUUAUAUGGGUCAACCAAUAUCUUGGGGACCAUUGAGUUCAACCAUCGUUUUAAAAGAUUUACCAAAGGAAAUCCCUGAAGAUAUACGUCGAGUUGGUUCCGCUACAACACUUGAAUUACUUCGUGGUGAUGUUGGAAAGCGAUGGAAAUUAUUAAAGCAUACCAUUGUUGCAUGGACUUCAUUGCCGAUAUUUCGAUAUUUUUAUCAAAGUAAAAAUUCUGAAACUGAAAAAUCUUCAGUUACGAUACAAACACAAUCAACUAUUCAUGACGAAUCAACUAAUUCAUCAAUAAAUAAUUUUAAAAAGGUAGAUAACGAAGAAAAACAAGAAUGGAUAAAACGUCGUGAACGUCUCCGACAAAUCAUCAAGUACGAUAGCGUAGAUUUUAUUCCAACGAAGAAAAAAAUAUCCGUUGAAUCAAUGCUUAAAACUCAACGAGAAAAUUUCGGUAUCACAAUGCCGAUACUUGGUCAAUUCACUCGAAAAUAUAUGCAGCAUAGACCAAUAUCAAACUUCGAUCAUAUACAAAUUCAUGGUGGAAAAGCAAUUAUUUAUUCACUAUUACCAUUAGCAUCAUCGUCACUAGAUGGCCUUCAAAAAAUAGUAUCGCAAACGGAAGAAAUUCAAACUGAUAUUCUAUUUGAAUAUGAUGAUAGGAAAUUGUCAGGCACCGGAAAAAAUGAAUUUCUACAACAAAAACAAUUGAAUGGACAUUCAAUGACGCGCCCUAAUGAAGUUUUUCUCAGUAGAGAUCAGUCGCCAAAAAAUUUAAAAAAUCAAUAUAUUGAAAUAUGUCCAUCGAUGAAAGUACAAACAAAUACAUUUCCAUUCAAAUGA
This is a messenger RNA of Rotaria socialis, 3876 nucleotides long. Lineage: Eukaryota; Metazoa; Rotifera; Eurotatoria; Philodinida; Philodinidae. The record is from the annotation of a GenBank genome assembly.